Molecule: messenger RNA, 4729 nt
Organism: Perca fluviatilis (European perch)
Lineage: Eukaryota; Metazoa; Chordata; Actinopteri; Perciformes; Percidae
Gene: adprhl1
Product: ADP-ribosylhydrolase like 1
Exons: 8
Coding region: 365-3556 (1063 amino acids)
Biological process (GO): protein de-ADP-ribosylation
Molecular function (GO): magnesium ion binding; ADP-ribosylarginine-[protein] hydrolase activity
Source: RefSeq, a predicted model, not a curated record
CCCCCCCUUGGUACUAAGAAAGCUUGUUUGUGUGUGUGUGUGAGACAACUGAUGAGAAACUAGACGAGAGCUCUGAGGGUGGGAAGGUGGUAGAGCUGUUAUGUAGUGGAGACAGAGGUCUGUGCUAGCUCCACAUCAAGCUGAGGAAAUUGUGAGAGCUGGUGAGGCUGUUCAAGAUGUUUUGGGGCAAGAGAGUCUGUUCUGUUUCCAUUCUUCUGUGACCGCGAGUCUUCUGAGGUGGUGAAGAAGAACUACAGCUGGAACGAGUUCAUAUUUUGGCAUUUGUUUGUGCCAGGAGCCAACUAAAUCCCGGGAGAGUUGUAACGGCUUCAUUCAAGAGAAGAUCUUUUUUUAGCCCAGUAUUAUGGAGAAAUUCAAGGCAGCCAUGGUUCUGGGUGCUGUUGGUGAUGCUUUGGGCUACAGAAAGGGCCGUUGGGAAAGAUGCACCUCAGGCAAGAAGAUCCAAGAGGAACUGGCCUCUCUGGGAGGACUGGGGGCCCAGAAACUGGACCCAGAUAACUGGCCCCUGAGUGAUGCAACGCUAAUGCACAUCACCACAGCAGAAGCACUUGUAACAGAUUACUGGUGUCUGGAGGAUCUGUACCGGGAGCUGGUGCGUCUCUAUGUUGAAGCCAUGGUGUCUCUCCAGGGCAGAGCCCCUGAUCCUGCUACAGUGGAGGGCUGUGUUCACCUCAAACCUCACAACUUCCUGCUCGCCUGGCAUACACCCUUCAAUGAAAAAGGGUCCGGAUUCGGGGCAGCUGCCAAGGCCAUGUGUGUGGGUAUGAGAUAUUGGCAACCGGAGAGACUAGACAGCCUGGUGGAGGUCAGCAUUGAGAUUGGCAGAAUGACCCACAACCACCCCACAGGCUUCCUAGGCUCCCUGACAACGGCACUGUUUGCAUCCUAUGCGAUCCAGGGGAAACCUCUUGUGACUUGGGGCCGCGAGCUCAUGAAAGUCAUCCCUCGGGCUGAGGAGUUCUGCAGGAAGACCAUACGACACAUGUCAGAGUAUCAGGAAAACUGGUUCUACUUUGAGGCCAAGUGGCAGUUUUACCUGGAAGAGAGAGAGAUAGACAAGGAAGGACAGAACAAACCUUCGUUCCCUGACCGCUAUGACGCUGAGGAGACAGACAAGCUGUAUAAGCGCUGGAGCUCAGAGGGCCGUGCAGGACGCAGAGGUCAUGAUGCCCCCAUGAUAGCCUACGAUGCCCUUCUGGCAGCAGGGAGUGACUGGGCUGAACUGUGUAAAAGAGCCAUGUUCCAUGGAGGUGAGAGUGAAGCCACAGGCCUGAUCGCAGGUUGCCUUUAUGGCCUCAUGCAUGGCUUGAGUCAGGUUCCCCCAGGCCUGUACCAGGAUUUGGACAAAAGAGAGCGUCUGGAAGAGCUGGGAGAAAAGCUUUACAAAUCAGCAUCUGCAGAGAGACCAGAUUCUUGGAGAACCGGUAUCAGCCCUGAUGCCAGUAAGUUGAGGAAGUUGAUUAGAGACCGCAACUGCCAUCCUGUGCUCCGAGGGAUUCUGGAGAGUCUCCUGCAUUACCUAACACAGGAUCUACCCAAGUGGACCACCAGAAACAGAAACCCGGAGACCCCAGGGUUAGAUAUUGUAGUUGAAAGGUGCACAGAUUGGCCUGAUCAGAGAGUUGAGGCUUCAGUGAAGCAGACCCAACUUCAUACAAAUUGCACUAUUGUUCAGCUCCCUGAAGAACAUAAAAUGACCAGUUUCAAGAUCCUUGAAAAAUGCUCGUCAGAUCCACAAAAAGACAGAUUGCCAAGCAGGUAUGGAGGAGAUAAAAAAGUGGGAGGCUUAAUACAACGGCGUCUUACCACAUUUCAACUCCUUCAAUCCAAAUUCAUACGGUCCACACCCAAACCUCCCAUCAUCCACCAAAGGGAGGUAGGUACUCUGUCCUCCAGCAAAGGAGUGGCAGGUAAAGUGAACCACUGCCAAGACAGUGAGCACGACAUUCACAAGAAGGGCCGGACUAGAAGAGAACAAGGACUAAAGACAGGGGGCAGUGUGCAAGAUAUUGUAGCAAAGUUUGCUGUGGCUGAACAAAAAGAAAAGGGCAAGAACAUGCUGAAUAAACAGGCAAUCAAACCAAGAGUUGUUGGAAAAGGGAUCCUCCUAUCUUCCUUGAUGGAGAGGUUUGAGACUAUGGCUACUGUAUGUAAAGGGCGGGACUUGAAAUGUUCACAUGAAAAGCCUUCUGGAGGAGUCAAGGUGACAAGUAGUAUAAAACAGAGGGUAGCCUGUCAUGAAAGAUGGCACCAACAGGCGCUGGAUCAAAGUGUUCACAAACAAAACCAACACGAGGAAAUGAAAAGUAAAUCUGUUGCAGAGCAGUUGAGAGGAAAUCAAACACAUGUGCAAGAACAAAAACCAGAGCAGGCAGUAGAUGUAUUAUCAAAACUAAACCUGGAAGAAAGAAAUCAUUUGAAAGCAGAGCAAAUGAGGCAAACGGGGGACCGUCAUUCAGAUCAAAACUCUAAAGGCCAUUGCUCAUUAAACCAUAUAAAAGAUCAAACUUGUGAUAAUGAUGUUAAGGGUGGGAGGUCAGGGAAAUAUGAUGAAAUUCAGGCUACAGUAGAAGAAACUAGUAUCACCAGCAAGUUAAAAUAUGCACAUCUAGAGCUAGUCUGUUUAACAUCUGUCACUGAGAGGUCACUCCCAGAGCCUUACAGGCUUUUUCCACAGUUAGAAGCCCAACUGAAGUGGCAUGUGGCGACCAUCGUGACCUGCUCUCCAGUGUGGUCCACAUGUGUAGAUUCCUCUCCUAAACUAUAUUCUCUGGAACCAUCAGAAAGUUCAAACUUGGAAAUGAUACCUAACUUGAAGACAGAAGUUCCUCAUAGAGCCCUACAAUACGCAAGCACAAGUGAACCGUCCACUGCACCAACUGAAGGGAAAUGCCCUUCGAAGCCCAACAUUGAGGGACUUUCUACACAUACAGGCCGCGACCCCUUGGAGAACGGAGCAGCGGAAGAUCCAACCAAAGCUGUGACCAUCCAAACAAGGUUGCCCAAGUACGUCAUCCCGUGUGUUUGCAGAUUUGAACAAGAUGCCAAUGAUGAGACUGACUCUUCCCCUCAAUCAGCACCGCACCCAGACACUAUAACUCAUUUGAUUGCACUGCCACCGCCACACUCUGAUACAUCUACGACUGCUUUUAACACUGGAUUAGUGACAAUGGGAAUUGACCUAUGUCCUCCUAAUAACAAGAAGGCACAAACUCUUUUAACAACAACAAAGAAACCGACAGAUGGCAAACCACAUGAAAAAGACAGGGAGGCCAAGGAGGGAAGAGAAGAACUAACAUCAAUAGACAUUAAAGAUACUAGUGUGCCGCAAAGUUUUAGACUUUCCGAAGCAAGUUCAAAUAAGGUUACAUUUGAAGACAGCGAGACGUCUGCUGUAACAUUACCAAAGAUUCAACCUGAGAGAGUCAAUCCAAAACAGAGACCAAAGUACACAACAAUCAACUACGGGGAUCCUUCAGUCAAACAAACAUAUAAACCCAAAACCAUACGAUUUACUGACACCUUUACUUUCUAGGUUGCUACAAUCUCAGAACUAUUUCUUUUCAUGGAUACUGUAAGGAAUUCAAAUCAAGAUUUCAGUUACUCUCACUGUACCAUCAAACAUCAGCAACAAUACACAGUUACUGUUAUACAAAGUUACAAAAACAUUUUUUUCAUCCAUGAGCUAGUACAUACUGGACAAAAUAUGAGGCUGCAUUGCUCAGGCAAAACCCAUUGCAAACACUUACAGUAUCUGUGUAUUUAUUACAACAUUGUUGAUCAAAGAUUAUUUUUCUUUUUAAUAGGCUUGUUUUAAAAGUCAUUCAGUGUAUUUGCAUAGAGAUUCACAAAAGGGCUCUACUGUAUUAAGAUAAGAAAAAAAAGAUAUCACUGAUCGUCCACGUUAACAUUUUGUAAUAGAGCAUGGAUAACCUCUAAAUACAACAACAGUUACACUAACUGGCCAAAACCUUACGAAGGUUGUUGCAAAUAGUGCUGCCAACUUAUUAACAAAAAUCAGUGUCAUCAUCUUUUAUACUUGCAACACUUUAAAUAAUGUUAACGGUAGGCUGGAUAAAGUGGAGCUUAAACAAGUAGAGCACAUUUCUGCGUGAUAUGAUAUGAAGACUGGGUAUUAGAAGACUAGUUUAAUUUUAAAAGGUGUAUUAUAAUUGAAGUCAGGAUAAUUCUAUGUUAAUCCAGCCAUCUAUCCCUUUUCUGCUGCUUAUCUGGGGCCGGGCAGGGUUCAGACACCUCUCUCCAGCAUUUCACAUGCAUGCUGCUCAAGUUUAACUGCUGUGUUAUGCAUCAUGCAAAAUUCUCUUCUCUUUCUCUAUAACUAUCAAGAUACAGCACAAUAUUCUUUUUUUAAAUGAACCUCUCAACACUUUAACAGCAUGCUAUUAAUGCUGACUCACUUAUUCCUUAUUGUCACAGUGGAAUAUGGUCAUUUCAAUAGAUUUAACCAUGGAUUGAGCUCAAAUGUAUGAGUACAAUUUAAGAAAAAAUGUUUUUGAUACAAACCAGCUGCUGUGUAUAUUGAUUACUUUGCGGGGAACUGGCCAAAUACAUGGUCACAAGGCUUUUUUCAUGAUCUUCAAUCAAAUAUAAAGAGGACAAAGUGACGAUUGCCUAGAAAAGAUGAAUGGUUGCACACAGCACUGCCAAGCAUGUCAUUGGUUGGAAGCUCAUCCUGUUCACAGAUCCA